This is a messenger RNA of Aspergillus sclerotioniger CBS 115572, 740 nucleotides long. RefSeq lists its product as uncharacterized. The transcript has a single exon. The coding region runs from base 46 to 276 and encodes 76 amino acids. The record is from RefSeq and is a predicted model, not a curated record. Lineage: Eukaryota; Fungi; Ascomycota; Eurotiomycetes; Eurotiales; Aspergillaceae.
GUGUUACACUCGAUCGUUGCUUACCUACACACAUACAUUCUAUCCAUGACAGGCCGGUUUCAUGCCGUCGUCUAUUGGAUUAUGCUUAUUUCCCUAAUGAUACAUAGUACAGACGUCAACCCGCUGGUCGAUAGUAUUGACUGGCUGUCUGGGUGCGUACAACUCCAGCUGCGUACAGCAGUUGGCCGAGGCGGUUCUGUUGCAACGGGAUGUCUAUCAGGUAUCUCUUCCACGGCUAGGGUUGCCGACAGGGUAGGACAACUGCCACUGUCAUAAGCACCUAAAUACGGAGUACUGUUUUCAAUGAUAACAACUGAUAGGUAGGAGUAUUGUUGGGUCGGUUGGGCGAUAAGUUGCGGAAUGAAAAGACCACUUAUCGGACUAUAACAUCAAUCGUGUUAUCAUCCCGGUAACGUUGGAUUAUCUAUCUAUGGAGAUGCUUAGGGAAGGGCUUCGGCAAUCGCUAUAUCUGGAAACGGGAGUGUGCUGAGUCUUAGUCAUGCCGAUGUGAGAAAAAGCAGAAAAAGUUGCCGGGCUGGAGUAAGAAUGCGGAACAAGAUUAUGAAUCCAACAUAAAAGUAAGAAGGCAGGGUCAGCGGACUCCGGCUACCAUGGACCUGGCCAGCGGAAAGGGAUUCAUUCGCCUCCUUUAGGACCGGGUGGUGAAUAAUAAUGAAUAAUGAGCAAAUGGAGAGACAGAGAGAGAGGCGAAAAAUGGGGGAUGUGGAAAGGCACUGGAA